This is a messenger RNA of Aspergillus calidoustus, 2386 nucleotides long. Lineage: Eukaryota; Fungi; Ascomycota; Eurotiomycetes; Eurotiales; Aspergillaceae. The record is from the annotation of a GenBank genome assembly.
GUCGCGAGCUCGCUCUCGCAACAAUAACAGCCAUAACGGUGGUACUAGUGACCCUGUAGAGCUACAUUGGAUACGAAUAUUGCGACAAUGGAUUCAGCAACUCGUUUAUUAGCUCAGAAGCGGAAGAAACGCGUGGCCGCCGCCUGUGACUUUUGUCGGCGGAGGAAGCUGGGGUGCGACAACAUCUCGCCGCGAUGCGGAAACUGCCAGUCUUAUGAGAAGCAGUGUACCUACACAGCGAGAGUUAGGCAAGCAAGGCCCUCCAAUUCUCGGAUUAGACAGCUAGAAGAAGAGAAUGCAAGACUGCGCCGACUGUCUCAAGGGUCUGGACGACAGAGCGCUGAGCGACCAUUUGACUGGGAGAGCGUGCAGCACGUUCCAGCUGCCGCUAAUGUACCGACUUGUUCUCGGCGGGAUGAUUUGGUCGAGGAAACGGUAACUGUUGUCGAUGAGCCAGGUUUGGCAGCUCCAGUCCGGCGGGAUUACCGUCGAUACUCCAAUCACAGGGUGUCCCACCAUGAUGGCUCACAACCUGAUCAAGAGAGUCGAUUCCACGGCCCAUCGAGCGCGAUGUUUGACGAGACUUGCCCAGUAAAUGCGAUCGUGGUCGGAUCUGACGUGGCAAAGGUUGACUAUAGAAAGUGCCAGCUCCUAGCCGAAACAACAAGACAGAGACAAAUGGAGAUGAUCAAUAUAAGCUCGGGGAAACUGGACUUUGAUGGGGUGGAGCCUGAAAUAGGAUUGAAAUUACUAACAAUCUUCUGGAACCGUCAACAUCAUUCUGGCUCGAUUGUCUAUCGGCCCGCCUUUCUGAGAGACAUGGCGUGCAAUGGGCCAUCGUUCUCCAAGCUACUUCUCAAUGCAAUCUACUUCUCUGCGUCGGACUACCUCUCCCGGGCAGCGGCAUCAGGCUUGGAGGGAACCAUAGCCGCCCGAUGCCAUGCUGCGGACAACUGCAGCAUGGGAUUCGAAUUUCGGCGCAAGUUUGAGGAUUACCUGCAUGACCCGGAGACGAAGCUGCUGUUCAAGAGCCAGGUAACCACAAUUCAAGCUCUUCUGCUCGUUUCAGAUACGUUGUUCUCCUGGUGUGACGAGAAAAGCCUUUCCUGGCAUUACUCGGGUAUAGCGGUCAACAUGAUCAUGGACCUCGGCCUUCACACAGAGGGCCACGAUGAAAAGGCCACUUGGUCUCGCCCAGCCGGUGAACUGGAGACCCAUCGACGACUCUUCUGGUCUGCCUUUGCAACCGAUAAGCUCCAGUCGGUGUAUCAAGGGCGGCCCGCGCGUCUGCGAGAACAUGACAACAGUGUACCAAUACAGUUUCUAGAUGAGUUUGAGGAGCUUGAGCCCUUUAGCACAGUUGGCUACGCUGCAGAGCCUACAGCGCUUGGCUGCCCGGGGUAUGGCGUGUCUACGUUUGAACAACUUUGCAAGCUGAGUGUCAUCAUGGAUCGCGUUCUUUUCAAUAUGUACGCGGAGAGCAGCGCUCGGAAAGAUCCCAAUGACCUUUUUCGCACGUCCGACUCUCUGGAUGAGGAUUUGAAGGCCUGGAGAAAAGGCCUACCGACACAUCUCGCUGGCCUAUUAGAAGGUACUGAGAACGCGCCAGUUCUACCCCAUACAAUCUCGUUGCUGGCACUAUACAAUUCGGUUAUCACGUUACUGCAUCGACCAUUCGUAUCUGACGGCCACCUUCGCGUGGCCGGCCAGCCACGGGCGAGCGAGUCUUUCGCCGUCUGUGCCGCUGCAGCCUCGAGUACGGACGCUCUGCUACGGCAGUACACCGACAGGUUCUGUGUGAAAGCUGCGCCAUACGCACUGUCCUAUGCAGUUUACGUCAGUGCGACCAUCCACCUGCGCAUAGCAGCACAGAGACCCCCUGGAUCCGAGGCCCACAACAGCCUACGUAACUGUCUGGACUUUCUUCAUGAGCAUCAGAUCAUGUGCCACGCAUCCGGGCGCAGCCUUAAGAUCCUCAAAGACCUCAUGAGGCGAUUGAAAGUAGAUGACUGCGUCCUGACACAAGCUACGCAUUCCACCGAUGCCGAUAAUAUCAGUGGAGGUGGCAGUUGCGGUGACACCCCCCUGGCGCCGGCUGGCGCACAAGCGGCCAUGGCUGCGGAUGGCGCCUCCUCAUCUGGCUUUGACAUUGAUCCGAUUAUGAGGAGCUUUGACGCUGCUCCGCAACUGGCCGGCGCCUACAGCAACCCGGGUGCUUUGGGCGGGAACUCACCAGUGUUUGAUGACGAUUUCUAUGGGACUUUGCAGAGCUUUGACAUGUUUCCCUCGUUUGACACUCUCUUUGGACUCGACAUGUAGAUAGUACGAGGCACAGGUACGGCGCUGCGGCCUCUAGAUUGGUACAUGAUAGUUCAAUACGCAUCAA